Molecule: messenger RNA, 2805 nt
Organism: Labrus bergylta (ballan wrasse)
Lineage: Eukaryota; Metazoa; Chordata; Actinopteri; Labriformes; Labridae
Source: RefSeq, a predicted model, not a curated record
AACACUUCCAUGGAAUGACCCCUGAAGACUGGGAUUACAGAAAAAGAACAACUUGUAGUAUAAGCCUCUGAGACCCUUCAGGACUACGCAGUGUGCUGCUCUGCAAUCACCAUGAAGCAUAUUACACGACUCUCUUUGGCAGUAGUACCAUGGCUGCUGCUCGUGAUCACUCACAGAGGGAUUUGUGUACAGAGGGUCGAUUGCCAGUGGGGGCCUUUUGGUGAUUGGUCAGAGUGUGAUGGUUGCACCAAAUUACAGACCAGAAGCCGAGCCAUGGCUGAUUUUGCUCAGUUUGGUGGGAAUCCCUGCGAUGGAGACCGGUCUCAGACCAGGUCAUGUGAAACCACAAAAGGCUGCCCCCUUGAGGAUGGAUGUGGAGACAGGUUUCGCUGUGGAUCAGGGAAGUGUGUGAGUCAGUCUUUGUUGUGUAACGGAGAUGUAGACUGUGAGGGAGAUGGCCUUGACGAACGUGCCUGUGGAGGUCAACUGUACAUUACAUGUUGGAAAUCAGCUCUACCACCCAACACUGACCUCCUAGGACUUGGGUAUGAUGUGGUGACAGCAAAAUGGAAGGCCAGUGUAAUCAACACCAACAGCUUUGGGGGUCUUUGUCGUAACACCUACAGUGGGGUCCAUAACUCUUUCUACAGACUGCCUCUCAGUACUAUCAAAUACUCCUUUGUGGUUAAUGUUCAGAAUGACUUCAGUGAUGAGAUGUACUCCAGUAAAUGGCACUAUGCAAAGGACAUUGUGAACAGAGAAACCGUGUCGGGGACCACUAAAGGAUAUCACAACUAUGACUUUCAUCAAACAGACGACAGGACUCAGACCCGCAAGCUUUUGGUUUUAAAGAACGACAUCGAGAUAGCUCAGUUCCAAAGUAACUCUCCUCAGUACCUCAUCAUAUCUGAGGAGUUUUGGAAGGAGCUGACCAAACUCCCGUCAGUCUACGACUACGCUGCCUACAGGAAAGUUCUGGAGAGGUAUGGAACACACUACCUGUCUGAGGGAAGCCUGGGAGGCUCCUUCAAUGUCAUCGCCAGCCUUAAUGAAGAAACUGAAAGACAGAUCGUCAGAAAAAGCCAAGAGUAUAAUGAAUGUGAAAGGACCAAACGUUGGAUUUUAAUAUUCCCCAUCACAUCGGUGAAAUGCAAGAGUGGUCAUAGUCAAAGCUCGUUUUCAACUUUUGAUGCUAGAACCAAUGAAGUGAAUAAAGUGGAUGUGGAGGGUGGAGGCAUUGAACAUAUCGCAGCACUGAAGAGACUGAAUCUGAAUGAUCCAAAAAGGAACUGGGAAAUGUACUCAAACUGGGCUGAUUCUGUUCGAUCGUUUCCAAAGGUCACCAAACAAAAGCUGCGUUAUCUGUCAGAGCUGGUGAAGGAGGUUCAGUGUGCCGGUGUGAAGAAGCUUUACCUUCGCAGGGCCAUAGAGCAGUACCUCGCUGAGAGCGACCCCUGCCACUGCCGGCCCUGCAGCAACAAUGGCCUGGCUGUUAUGGACGGAGAUAAAUGCAAAUGCAUCUGUAAGCCUGGGACAUCGGGACAGGCCUGUGAGCAGGGAACAGAGGCAGAGGGUCAGCAGGACGUGAUCCACGGCAGUUGGGCGUGCUGGUCCACCUGGUCAUCGUGCUCUGGUGGUCGAAGAUCAAGAAGUCGCUCAUGCUCUAACCCCCUUCCUCAGAACGGGGGUCAACACUGUAUUGGAGAGUCCACUGAGUCAUCUGACUGUGAAGACCAAGAGCUGCAAUACUUAAGAACAAUGGAGCCUCAGUGCUUUGAUCACACUCUCCCAGCGAGUCAGAGAUGUAGAACCCCGCCAGCUCUAGUCAAUGGCUACAUCCUGGAUCCUAAAGAAACCUACCUCGUGGGUAGUCGAGUCAGUUACACCUGCGCUGAUGGUUUCUAUCUUAUUGGAAGCGACCUUGAAUGCACCGCUGAUCUAACCUGGUCUCACAGACCAGGAACAUGCACACGUAAACUCAAGUGCACGCUUGAGUCCCUCGCUGAUGAUGUCAUCGCCGAUCCUUUACAACAGAACUAUUAUAUAGGGGACGAGGUCAUUUUUUCAUGCCCUGCAGGGAAACAGCUGAUAGGAGAGACAAGGGCUACAUGUGACUCCAGUUCCAAUUUUUCACCUGACCCAGCAAACAGCAAAUGCAUUCCAGUCGUUAUGGCACAACAAGUCGUCACUCCCUUUGUGCAAUGUAAACCAUGGGAGAAGUCCACCAGAGGAAAAUGUGUUUGCAAAAUGCCAUAUGAGUGCAGUUCAUCUUUGGAGAUGUGUGCCACUUCUCAUGUGACGGGAAAAUCUAUCCUCCUGAAUGUGUGCAAAAUACGUGCACUGCAGUGUAUGGGGAAGAAUCACACAAUAGCAGAGAACAGCGCCUGCAAGUGGCCUGAACGAAACACAACAGGCUGCGCCAACUGUCGCAUGUGGGAGACCUGUGACGAUCAAACCAAUGAGUGCCGCUGUAAGGACUCUGCAGAUUGUUUGAGCCCAGGAUUAAAUGUGUGUGUCCGUGUUGGGGAGGAUGAAGCUGCAGCGACUCAGACCAUGAGUGAGUGUGAAGCGGGGCUGCAGAGAUGCAAAGGAGAGACUCUGUCCGUUGUCAGUAUCCUGCCAUGUGAUGCCUGAGGAUGGAGGGAGGACGUUACCUCAUGACCUUCUGUCUCUAAUUAUUCCACUUGAUCACUUUCCUCUUGUUUCUAUUCACUUUCUACUUAAACCGCUUCAACUCAUUGUAAAACUAUGCUGUUGCAUGUAUGUAACCAUGAAGAUAAACUGAAUAAAUAACUUCUUCAGCAA